UUGAUAAACACCAACUUAAUUUUUUUAUCUCUAUUUCAAAAUAAAUUAUACUCCACCGGUACAUUUUAAUAAAAAUAUUUAAAUUGUUUUUCAAGUAUAUAAUUGUGGAAUAUCUAAAGCAAAGAUGUAUUUCGGUCUAACUCAUGUAGGCGGUAGGUGACAAAGAACAUUUUUGGAAGCAUCCAUUUUAUUUUUGUUUAUAAAUUCACGUUGGAGCACAUUUCAAUUAUAUCUACAGAUCGGUCUUGUUUUCAAUACAUUCUGUUUAAUCGGCAUUUUUGACUCCAAAUUCCAAUGCCUUCUGCAGUUCCGCAAUGUGGAAAAUCGCGAUCUGAUAAAGGAUUUCAGUAAAAAAAACAACUGAGAUUAGAUAUUGAAAUAUGUUCAUAGUAAUUGGCAAAUGCUUCAAACUUUGAUAUUUGGUUUUUAUUAUAAUUACUAAAAAUUCUAAUUAAUAUAAAUAAACUGUUCUUUAAGACGUUUCCAUGCAAUGGCUGAAUGGCUGUGUUAUAUUGUAGAAAAGAAACAUUUAGUAUCAGUAGCUUUAAUCAUUUUAAGGAAGUUAUAUAUCUCAACAUCAACUAAAGUCUGCAUAAUUGUAUACUUAUAGUUAGCCAAUCAAAUAAAACAACUAAAAUGUUAUAUUUACAGAGAAUGCCAUGAUGGAAUUAUUAAAUAAAGUAAGUGAGAAUGAUCCUGUGUUCUGUCCAAAUGGUUGUGGACAUUCGUAUAUUGGUACACACCGCAAACACAAUCUCAAAAAACAUUUGAUAUAUGCAUGCGGAAAAAGUCCACAAUUUCAAUGUGUAGUUUGCUUGAGAAAAUUUGCUCGCAAGCAUACCCUAAAAAGCCAUUUAUUAUCUAUUCACAAAAAAAUUUUUAAUUCUUAUUUGAUUUAAUAUUAUAUAGCUUUAAUGUAAAUAACAAACAUUUUUCAAACUAAAAUAAUACAUGAAUAUUUUAUUUUAUUUAGCAGUACACACAGUUCAGUUCAAUUUUCCUUGUAUCAUAAGUAUUUUAAUAAUAUAUAUUAUGUAUUAUGUACAAUACACUAUUCAUAUUCAAUGUUUUCAAGACUAAUUAAUGUAAACAUUUAACAACUAACAAAAAAUUAUGUUUAUUAUACAUAAAAAAGUUCAUAGAUCAUAAAUAACAAAAAAAGCUUUUUAAAUGACAUACAUAUUACAUAAUAUAGUGUAUUUACUUGUAUAAAGGGUGGAAUUAGUAUAUAGAUAAUAAAAUACAACUUUUUUUAAUGUUUAAUUUUUAAUUUGCAAUAAAAAAUUGUAUAUUUAAAAUUGUAUUUACACACAUUUUUUAUUGUGUAUUUUUACAACACAUGGUAAGUACAUAAAUGCACUGCUAUGAAGUUAAAUUUAAAAAAUAACCUUAAAAUAUUUAUUUUUAAAUACAAAGAUAAUAUUAAAUUUUUUAUUGUGAAACAUAACUUUGUAACUUGGUGAUGUAUAUUAUAAUUGUUAAAAUAAAUUCAUAAUCUUGAGAAUUUUGGACCUUUUAAAGAAAUGAUAUACUUCAGUAUUGUACAACUAAACCAUACUUAGUAAUAAUUAAAAAUAAUUUAAAUGUUACAUUUUCAGGGAUUCUUAUGAAUGAUUUAUUAAAUAUGGCUUGUAAAUACAACCCAGCAUUCUGCCCAAAUGGCGAUGUGGUCAUUCAUAUAAUGGCACGGAACGCAAGAAAAAUCUCAAAAAACAUUUGAUAUAUGCAUGUGGCCAAAAUCCACAAUUUCAAUGUAGAGUUUGCUCAAGAAAAUUUGUUCGCAAACAUACUCUAAAAAUACAUUUAUUAUGUGUUCACCAACUAAUUUUGAAUUCUAAUUGUACUUAAUAUUAUAUAGUUUUUAUAUAUACACGUAACAUACAUGUUUAAAACUAAAUUAAUAUAUGAAUAUUGAAUGUUUUAUUUUACUUGGCAUUAGGUACACUGAUUUCAGUUCAUCCUGACUUGUAUCAUAAGUGUUUUAAUAAAAUACAUAUGGAUGUACAAUUAUAUACUAUUCAUGUUCCUGAAUAUGAAUAUUAUACUCAAUUAUUCCUCCUUUUCAUUUGAAGUUCCAACUUUUUAAUGAAUGAUUCCUUAGUCAGAGCCAUGUGUUCUUUAAAUAAUAAUGUUUAUCAUUGGCCUUAAUACAAUUUUCUUGUGUUUGUAUAUUAUAUUGUCAUUAUUUUACUUUUAUAACUACUUCUGUAAAUUAAAUUUUUAUUUCAAUUGUCGAUACCUAUGUUAUAAGUGUUUGGGCGUAGAUUUAUAAAACUUAAUAUUUAAUAUUUUUCAAAGCUACAUGGAAGAAUUUAGUAACUAACAAAAAAUUUUCUUAAAAAACAUAUCUUAAUAUGUAUUUACAUCUACAAUUGAGUUGGUAGUAGAAUUGUUACAACAUUUGAUUGGUACAUAAAUACAUUGCUAAGAAAUUAAAUUUAAAAUAUAAACUUUAAAUUAUGUAACUUUAAAUAUAAACAUAAUGUUUUUUUUGUUGUUGUAUAAAACAGUAUUUUGUAACUUGGUGCCAUUUAUAUUUUAAUUAUUAAAAAUAAAUUUUUUACGGUGAGAACUUUAUCCCUUUUAAAGAGCUGUUAUAUUUCAAUAUUGUACAACUAAACUAUAUUUAGUUAAUAAUGUAAAAUAAUUUAAAUGUUAUAUUUUAAGAAAAUCGUACUAUGAAAACAAGUUCUUAAUUAUGGCUAUUGAAAAUGACUCAGCAUUCUGUCAAAACAAAUGUGGCUAUUCAUGCCCCAAACCCCUUAAAUAUUGCUGAAAAACAUUAUAUUCUUUAAAAUUUGAACAAUAGUGUACAGGAAUACGGUACGCAGCUACAAAAUUAAAUUUAAAAAAAAAUAAAAAUAAACUUAAAUUUAGGUAUGUUUAGAUAAUGUUUCUUUUUGUGUAAAACAUAAUUUUGUAACAUUGUGAUGUAUAUUAUGAUUGUUAAAAUAAACUCAUAGUUUGAGAACUCUGGCCCUUUUAAAGGAAUGAUAUAUUUCAGUAUUGUGCACUAAACCAUACUUAGUAAUGAUUUUAAAUAAUUUAAAUGUUACAUUUUCAGAGAGUCAUAUGAAAGAGUUUUUAAACAUGGCUAGUCGUAGUGACCCAGCAUUCUGCCCAAACGGCUGCGGUCGUUCAUAUAAAGGCACAGAACGGAAGUCCAAUCUAAAAAGACAUUUAAAAUAUUCAUGUGGGAUGUACCCAACAUUGAAAUGUAUUGUGUGCCAAAAUCCAUUCAAGCAUAAUCAUACAUUGCAGUAACAUAUACUGACUACUCAUCAACUUAAGUAAAUACAUGUUUUCCAAAAAAGCUCAGAUAAAAGGAAAUGUUUACAAACAAUGUUUAUCAUGAUAUAUUAUCAAUGAUGUUUCAUUUUCAAAAAAACAUUUUAUUUAAAAUGCAUAACAACUUAAUUUGUUUUUUUUUUUGUUUAAUAUUAAAUUGUAAGACAUUUUCCUAAUACACCUUAAUUUGUAUUCAACUACUUCUAUACCUAAAUAAAUAAAAGAAAAAUGUAAUAAGAAAAAAACAAAUGUUAUUAUUAUUACAUGUUUUUUACAGUCAGCAUAAAUACAUUUUUUUUAAAAACACUCCUCCUCUUGUUAUAUUUUGGUGAUAGAAUAAAACCCUUAUUAUACAAUCCUAUCAGCUUUGGCCUUAUAUAUUGUUUAGCUAUGUAUGUACAAUGUACUUUAAUAGUUUUUGAAAUUCAAUUGUAUGGUAUCAUAUUGUUAAUACAUUUAUUUUGCUAGUAAAUUAUUAAACAUAAAUAUUUGUCUUAAUUAUUUUUCAUAUUCGCUUUGAUAGCCAGGGGCAUUAGCAUUAUAUUUUUUUUAAAAUAUAAUUACAAUUUUAUAUUUACAGAGAAUAAUAUGAACGAGUUAUUAAAUAAAGCUAGUAAAAACGACCCAGCAAUCUGCCCAAAUGGUUGUGGCCAUGAGUAUAAAGAAUUGUCUUGCAGUUGGUUAACUCAACUUAAUUGGAUAACACAAUUAGAUCCAGCCAGUUGUCCAAACAAAUGUGGUAAAUUGUAUAGAGGACCUUAUAGAAAGCAUCAUCUCAGACAACAUUUGGUGUAUGAAUGUGGUGUUAUACCAAAAUUUCAAUGCAAAAUAUGUUCCAAGCGUUUCGCUAGAAACCCUCAGUUAAAAUAUCAUUUAAUUAGAAUACAUAAAAUUGUUGCUUAGCAUCGUAAAAUGUAUUCUAUCAAAAACGUUUAUAAUCUGGUUCAUUGUCAUUCAUUAAAGCUGAUAAAAAAUGACAACAUUUUUCAAAAAAAAUCAAUAUCAAAUAAAAUUGUUUUCAUUUAAAUUAA
Acyrthosiphon pisum (pea aphid) is the source of this 4319-nucleotide messenger RNA. RefSeq names its product longitudinals lacking protein, isoforms A/B/D/L-like. The record is from RefSeq and is a predicted model, not a curated record. The transcript has 2 exons. Bases 3877 to 4191 code for a protein of 104 amino acids. NCBI's taxonomy places the organism in Eukaryota, Metazoa, Arthropoda, Insecta, Hemiptera, Aphididae.